UGGAGCAACCACCACCAACCACCAACAUGACUAGAUAGCAGAUAAAACAUAAAACCAUCAUGCCUCCUAACGUACAGCAGCAACCCAACUGGAUCCGCCAUGGUAGUGGCUCCACUCAAAACAUUCUUCCUUCAGCCAUUCAGCUAUUUAAUAGACUGAUGGCAGUAUCUUACGAGAAUCUUGGGGUAGCCGAUUUGGAGGGAGAUCUUGCCAUCCAGCUGAUAGCCGACUUUGGUGUUAGAAUUGUUGGCAACCCUCCCAUUUCCCCUUCCUCCAACAGACCAUAUGCUGCUUCAACACUGAAAAAGUAUGUGGAGACACUGGCUUUGGAUUUACGAACUCGCUUUGGCACUCAGCCGGCAUUCCUCAAUGUGGAGUUACUACCACACAAUGAAGUUAAUACGAUUACUGCCAAUAUGGCUAAAGCAAACUGCCGCAGUUUGAUGUCUGAGCUCAAUGAAAGUGAUCUUUUCAAAGACAGUUGGCCUCUGGCUAGACAAAACUCUGCUGCCACGCUAAUCUUUCCUACUGGCUUCCAUGAUCCUACAGGGCUGAUCCAAAUGACACGCACUAUCGAUAUGCUGUCUAUUGCUAAGACAUUAUUUCGACGGGGAGAAACUGAAAAUCUUGCCAAGGUAGUCAUCACGUGGAAGAGUGUAGGCCGUGCAGGAGAAGCAAAAUUCUUGACAUAUGAGAAACUGCAUCUAGAUGAUUAUUUGAAUAUGUGUGUCACCAACAUGUUCCAGAAGAAAGAGCUGAGAAGCACACCAGGUGGUUUUGUUCCUGACUGGCAGUUUCCAGAGCUAUGUCCCUUUUUCCUAUUGGGAGCAUAUUGGUGUCUUAAUCAUGGUCUGUCCAGAGAUCCCAACGAUAUGGUUGAUAUGAACUCUCCAGCAUACAGAAAAUCUAAGUAUGUUUUCCAGAGCUUUCAUGCAAUCACCGACGCUCAGGUCUCUACUCAAAUUACAACAAUAAUCAGAAGUGUGCUCCCAGAUCAAAUUAAGAAGGCGUAUUCUGGGCGAUCUCUUCGAUAUGGUGCUAUGACACAGCUUACAUGGAAUCCAUUGGUAACACCAGAAGAGGCCAAUGCUAUUGGUGGAUGGGCUACUGGAAGCAGCAGAGAAAUCUAUAUCUUUGUGUAUCUUGUCGCCAUUAUGCCACCUAUAUUGGCACUGGCCGGGUACCCUAAUCCAAGACACAUCCCAAGUCUUCCUAAUCUUCACCAUCUUUCUACAGACAAUGAUCCAACGAAGGCAAUGAAUCCACAUUUGGUCAAUGCACUCAUUGAUGCUCUUAUUGUUGUAAGCCUUCCUGAAUUCCAAGCUCCCAAUGGCAAGCUUAGGAAGUUGCUUCAUGUGGUGGUGGCUGUCAUGAUACAACACUAUUGCUACGUGGAGGACACAUACAGCAAUUCACAUCCCCUGGUUAUGAAAAUGAUUGAGUCUGUUGUGUCUUCUGGAAUGGCACCAAACCGUGUUACUGCCUGUGAGCUAUUGAGGCACUGGUCAAGAAAGCUCACAACUUACUUUAGACAAGCCAACUCGGCCCAGCAACCAACCAACAACACCAACAAUCCAAUCCAACAAGUAUCUAAUGCAAAUCAACUGACUCAGCUGACCAGUGUCAUUUCCGAAACAAGGAGAGAUCAACUUCAAUUACAACAGACCUUGCUUGCAAGCCAACAACAAAUCACUAGAUUGAAUCAGGAGGUUGCAGAUCUGAAAUCACUUCAAAGGCAACAACUUCAAUCAAAUCAACAGUUGACAUCAAUGAUACAACAGCUACUAGACAGGCAACCAUUAAAUCCACCACAAAACCCCAGGAGAGUUACCCCUGUUGCUGGAAGACAAGCCACAGGAACUCCUGCUGCAGGCCAUGCCCUCCCAAGACAGCCAACUGGAAUUCCCACAGCUGCUGGAGGCACUGGUACUGGUAGCCCCCGGCAACCCAAUCCAAGACAACCUACUGCUGCAGGAGGUACUGGUACCCCCCGACAACCCAAUCCAAGACAGCCUACUGCUGCAGGAGCAGCUGGUACUGGUACUGCUAUACCCCGACAACCUAAUGCUGCCCCUAGACAGCUUAGAGAUGCAACAGCACUCAUAAGAUCUGAUGCUGGCAGAAGGGGGACCAGAGACGAUUCCCAAAAAGUGAAAAAUGUGCUGAUGGAUCUGUAUGCUAACAAUUGUUUCAGAUGUUUGGCAGUUAGUCCGGCUUUGGAAGACCUUGCUAGGGUGGUUCUGAACAGACAGUUCAGUGGUGAGAGCAGAAAUCUCAAUAAAAUCAAAUUAUCCCUUCAAUUGGUUGACUGUAUGUGGAGUAAGGAGUGUCGGCAACACUGCAUCAAUCACUCCUUUGGAAGUAACAGGGAUGCUCUGGAUGCUUUUUUGGCUGUGGACAAAGCUGUGAUACUAUACUGCCACCUCAACAGCAAUCCGAAAAAGCUCAAACCAGACCCCCGAAGGUCCUCUGCUUUACUAGGUGUGGCCAAUACUCUUCAGAAGAAAAAGCUGGAAGUUUUCUUAACUGCAAGUUGCCCAAAUUGGUCUGAGCCCACCCAGACAGGCGGCACUUUGGUAGCUUGGAAUGAACAAGAGCUGGACAGACUCAAAAACCUUCCUAACAAUCCAUAUAGAUAGUACAACUAAGUAGUAAAUUACUUUAUCAAACUAGUUC
Seminavis robusta is the source of this 2676-nucleotide messenger RNA. The record is from the annotation of a GenBank genome assembly. Lineage: Eukaryota; Bacillariophyta; Bacillariophyceae; Naviculales; Naviculaceae.